UUCCAGGGUGACAGGACCGUGGUGGCUGGCAGUAGGCCGGCCCGACCCGGCGCGGGGCGGGCGGCGCGUGGAGCGGAGCGGAGAUGCUGGCCUGCCUGAUGAGCAGGCCUCUGCCGCCGGGUCUGGCGCGGCUCUUCGCGGCGAGGGCGGGGCUCCCGCUGGCGGUGCGCGGGGCCUCGGCGGCGUCCGCGGCCUCGGCCUCGUCGUCGCUGGCCGGGCGCGAGGAGCUGCAGUACCCAGGCGAGGCCGCUAGGGGCCGCCCGCAGUGGCAGGCGGCAGAGGGAGAAGAGGAAGAAGUGAGGCUGGCGAAGCUGCAGCGCCGCCGCGCGCCCUCCAGGGGGCGCUGCGGGGAUGCGGAGCUGUGGCCGCAGUGUAAGGCGGCGGCCGCCAGGGGGCAGGACUCACAGCAGCUGGGAAGAUACCCCUGCGAGGCGGGCGCCGCCCUGGCGGCGGGCAAAAAGGUGGCAGCCGAAGGAGGCUGGCUGCCCAGGCUGCCCUGCCAGGAGGAGGAGCAGCAGCUGCCAUCCGGGGAUGCUAGCGCCCGCCCGCUCCGCAGGGAGCCCAGCGGUCUGCGCCUCUGGCCCAACCCGGAGCGGGCCGGGCGCCACCGCAGCAAAGGGAACCGCGGCAACAGGCGCGGCCCCAGGAUCCCGUCCUUCUCUGCCACCGCCGUGGCAGCCGCCGGGCUGGCAUUCUGCUACAGCAAGGGCAACGUCUCCAAAGAAGACUCUCUACUGGAAGCUGCACAGAUCAACAACAUUUCCGAAGUGGACAGGUUGUUGCAGGAAGGUGCAAGUGUGAAUGCUCGGCACAAACUUGGCUGGACAGCUCUGAUGGUAGCUGCUAUAAACCGAAAUUCAAGUGUGGUAAAGCUUCUGCUCACGGCUGGAGCUGACCCAAACCUAGGAGAUGAGUUCAGCAGCGUCUACGAGACGGCCAAAGAGAAGGGGCUCCACUCCCUGGAAGUUCUGGUCACACGGGAGGACGACUUCAACAACCGCCUGAACAACCGGGCCAGUUUCAAGGGCUGCACAGCUUUGCAUUAUGCUGUACUGGCGGACGACUACUCCACGGUCAAGUUGCUUCUGGAUGGAGGUGCCAACCCCCUGCAGAGAAAUGAAAUGGGGCACACGGCUGUGGAUUAUGCACGGGAGGGGGAGGUCAUGAAGCUCUUGAAAGCGUCUGCAACAAAGUUCCAGGAAGAGCAGCGCAAGAGGGAAAUAGAGGAACGGCGAAGGUUCCCGCUGGAGCAGAGACUCCGGGAACAUAUCAUUGGCCAGGAGAGCGCCAUAGCAACUGUUGGAGCUGCCAUUCGGAGGAAGGAAAAUGGCUGGUAUGACGAGGAGCAUCCCCUGGUUUUUCUCUUCUUGGGAUCGUCGGGAAUAGGCAAAACUGAACUGGCCAAGCAGACUGCCAAGUACCUGCACAAAGAUGUCAAGAAGGGUUUCAUCAGGCUGGACAUGUCUGAGUUUCAGGAAAGACACGAGGUUGCCAAGUUCAUUGGCUCUCCGCCAGGCUACGUCGGCCAUGAGGAAGGCGGGCAGCUCACCAAGAAGCUGAAGCAAUGCCCCAAUGCCGUGGUGCUCUUUGACGAAGUGGAUAAGGCCCACCCGGAUGUCCUCACCAUCAUGCUGCAACUGUUUGAUGAAGGCCGGCUGACAGACGGGAAGGGGAAGACCAUUGACUGCAAAGAUGCCAUCUUCAUAAUGACCUCCAACGUGGCCAGCGACGAGAUCGCCCAGCAUGCCUUGCAGCUGAGGCAGGAAACCGUGGAACUCAGCCGGAAGAGAAUUGCUGAAAAACUAGAUGACGUCCAGAUCACAGACAAGAUAACUAUCUCUAAGCAGUUCAAGGAGAACGUCAUUCGCCCCAUCUUGAAGGCUCACUUCCGGAGAGACGAGUUCCUGGGAAGGAUCAACGAGAUUGUCUACUUCCUCCCCUUUUGCCACUCGGAGCUCAUUCAGCUUGUCAACAAGGAGCUGAGCUUCUGGGCUAAGAGGGCCAAGGCAAGGCACAACAUCACCUUAGUGUGGGACAGGGAGGUGAUGGACGUGCUAGUCGAUGGCUACAACCUGCACUACGGAGCCCGCUCCAUUAAACACGAGGUUGAGCGUCGAGUCGUGAACCAGCUCGCCGCUGCCUACGAGCAGGACCUCCUGCCCCGCGGUUGCACCUUGCGGAUCACAGUGGACGACUCGGACAAGCGGCUCCUGAAAGCCAAGGGCAGCUCGUCCCCCGCGGAAGGUCAGAGGAAGGGUCCCACCCUGCGGCUGGAGAUAGUUGAGAAGGACAGCAAAAGCCGGAAGCUGGACAUUCAGGCCCCGUUGGCUCCCGACGAGAUGUCCUAUACUUUAUAGCCCCGUGGGGUGCCCCCUGCGGAGCUUCAGGUUGUGUGGUCAGUAAUAAAACAAUCAUGAGAUGUAGACGGAGGAGUAAGGAAGGUGGUUUGGGGAACCCGGGUUUCUCUGGAGAUCAGAGCUUAGCUGGGAGAGAGAGAGAGAGAGAGAUCCUUAUAGCUCAAAUCACUGCUACAGCCUUGUUGAGACAGGGCUACCCCCCGUGCAAAAUCAAUGGGCAGGUUCAGCCUGCUGCCCCACAGAGCUGUUUGCGAGGGUGAGAGGUUUGUGCUUUGGGUGGGGCAGGGUUUCUCAAGGGAAAUAAGCACGAACUUCCUUGUUCCAAGCAAGCUGCUGUGCCUGCCCCCCUCCAGCCCCAAAAAUGAUGCUGCGGAAUGUGUUGGGUGCCGAUUCAGGUCUCAAAAAGUGACUUUUUCAGAUGCUCACCAGGGUUAUGACUCUGCAAAGGUGCUGGGUGUGGUUUUUCCCAGCCACCUGGGCACCAACCAGAUCUCUUAAGUUAUUGCAAUAAAUGUAAAUGGAUACCAAAUGAGCUUCUCUCUUCAUAUGUUCAUCUUGGGCAUUUAGGUGGGGGGGGGCACCUCCUGCACAUGCUCGGCUGAAAUGCAUGUGAGCUGUGCAGGUGGACAGUUUGUAGAAUUGUAGAGUGGAAAGGCCUCCUAAGGGUCAUCUAGUCCAACCCCCCUGCAAUGGAGGAAUCGCAUCUAAAGAAUCACUGACAGGCAGCCAUCCAACCUUUGCUUAAAAACUACCCAAAAAGGGAGAGUCCAUCACUUUCCAAUGGAGUCUGUUCCACCAUCGAGCCACUCUUACUGGCAGAAAGUUUUUCCUGAUGUUUAUUUGGAAUCUCCUUUCUUGAGUCCAUUGGUUCGAGUCCUUCCACCGGAGCAGGAAAACAACAUCCUCCAUGUUGGCAGUCCUUCAGAGAUUCAAAGGUGGAUGUCGUAUCGCCUCUCAGUCUUCUCUUCUGCAGGCUAAACAUCCCCAGCUCCCUCAACCAUUCCUCAUAAGGCUUGGUUUCCAGACCCUCGACCGUGUCAGUCACCCUCCUCUUGCAACAUCCUUCUUAAACUGUGGUGCCCAGAACUGGACACAGUUCUCCAGGCGGGGGGGUCUGACCAACACAAAAGUUCCGUUGUGUUGCGGUUUGUGCAGAAGAACGUCCUGCUUAUGCCUUUUGCCUUUUCUCCCUUAAAGGUCUGCCUGCAUCACUAUUCCUUGUUACGGUGGUGGGGCAGUUCUGUUCUUUGGCUAACGCUUUUG
This is a messenger RNA of Zootoca vivipara (common lizard), 3620 nucleotides long. It is a transcript of the gene CLPB, whose product is annotated as ClpB family mitochondrial disaggregase. Gene Ontology annotation, biological process: cellular response to heat. NCBI's taxonomy places the organism in Eukaryota, Metazoa, Chordata, Lepidosauria, Squamata, Lacertidae. The record is from RefSeq and is a predicted model, not a curated record. Gene Ontology annotation, molecular function: protein binding; ATP binding; ATP hydrolysis activity. Gene Ontology annotation, cellular component: cytoplasm; mitochondrion.